CGGAGCUGGAAGGGGAGCCGGGAGCUUUGGGGCCGCGUUGAGACGCGCCGGGCUACUGCCGCGGCGCACCCUUUCCCCUCUGUCCCCAGAUUUCCCCUUCUCCCCUAGACCUCUUCACUCUCGGACCCUUCCUCACCUCCCCAGUACCCUCCUCAGGUCCCGUCGCUCCUUCCCAGGCGGGAUUCCCUUACCUCCGUUUCCACUCUAACCUCCCCUGGGGUAGCGGUGAGACAGCCUCUCCUGAACAAACCCGUCCCCCCACCCCAACCCAGCCUCUCUUUUCUCUCUUCUCCCUCUCUCCCUCACCCCAACUUACCUUUUCACCCUUCUUUCUCUCUCCCACAUCCAUGGAACUUUAAUACCCCUUAACCCUGUACUGCCAAAUCUGACUCCUCCCUCUUUGCCCAGAAUCUCGACUCUUCCUCUCCCCUCCCUUUCCUUCCACCCCAACUUGGCAUAUACCUUUCUCUCUUCACUUUCUCAAUUUUUUUCUCCUUUCUCUGCCCCUUUCCUCUUCUCCCUCUUUCCCUCCGUCCUAACCCUCAGCUCCUGUCCCCCUCUCUGUUUCCCACCUUCCCCCUCCACUUCCUCUCACCCCACCCCCAAUCUUUCCCCCGGGGCCUCUCUCACCAACCUCUUCUUCCUGUCCUCUGCCCCCAGUGUUUCCCACCGUCACCCUAAAGCAACCAUGGCCACCAUCCCUGACUGGAAGCUACAGCUGUUAGCACGGCGCCGGCAGGAGGAGGCAGCAGUGCGAGGCCGGGAGAAGGCAGAGCGGGAACGCCUUUCCCAAAUGCCAGCCUGGAAGCGGGGGCUCCUGGAGCGCCGCCGGGCCAAGCUCGGGCUGUCCCCUGGGGAGCCUAGCCCUGCCCCAGAAACUGCAGAGGCCGGGCCUCCAGACCCAGACGAGUCUGCUGUCCUUCUGGAGGCCAUUGGGCCAGUGCAUCAGAACCGAUUCAUCCGGCAGGAGCGGCAGCAGCAGCAGCAGCGGAUUGAAGAGCUCCUUGCAGAGAGAAGGCCUGGUCCUGCCGAGGCCCAAGAGCGGAAAUCCAGCCCUGGGGAGAUUCGGGAUCAGAGCCCCAAGGGAAGAGAAUCAAGAGAAGAGAGGCUUAGUCCCAGGGAGACCAGAGAGAGGAGGCUGGGGAUAGGGGGAGCCCGAGAGUCUAGCCCCAGGCCUUUGGAGGCUCGGGACUGGAGGCAGAGCCCAGGAGAGAGCUCGCGACUGUUAGAGGUGCAGAAAUGGAGACUGAGCCCUGGAGAGACUCCAGAGCGGAGUCUGAGACUGGCAGAUCCUCGAGAGCAAAGCCCCAGGAGAACAGAGGUGCUGGAAACUAGACUGAGCCCCGGGGAAUCUGGCAACCAGAAGCUGGGUCUGACAGAGGCCCAUAAAUGGAGGCCUGACUCUAGAGAGUGUCAGGAAGACAGUUUGGUACAGCUGGAGGCAUCAGACUGGAGGCUGAGCUCAGAAGAAAGAGACAACUGUUCAGAGGAAUGGGGGAGAAAAGAAGAGAGGCCAAUUCCAGGGAUAAUUCCAGAAGAGAUUAAAGGGCUCUCAGAGACCCUGACCAGGGAGGCUCAAGAUAACAGUCCCAGAGGAGUGGUGGCAACAGAACAGAGGCCCAGCCCAGUGGAGGAUGGCGAGAGGGGCUUGAGGCUGACAGAAGGGUGGAAAUGGACUCUGAACUCAGGGAAAGCUAGAGAAUGGACACCCAGGGAUAUGGAGUCUCAAAUGCAGAAACCAGAACCUUCAGAGUCUGCCGAGAAGAGGCUGGGACCUCCUGAGGUAGAGACUGGAGAACGGGAGGCUGAGAAGGAGGAGGCAGGGGCUCAGGGCAGGUCUCUGAGCAACCUGCAGAACCGCUGCUCUGUGCCCUCCCCCCUCCCACCAGAGGACGCUGGGACCGGAGGCCCAAGACAGCAGGAAGAGGAAGCAGUGGAACUCCAGCCCCCACCAUCAGUCCCUCUGUCUCCCCCACCCCCAGCCCCACCUGCUCCCCAACCCCCAGGGGAUCCCCUCAUGAGCCGACUGUUCUAUGGGGUGAAGGCAGGGCCAGGGGUGGGGGCCCCCCGCCGCAGUGGACACACCUUCACAGUCAACCCCCGGCGGUCUGUGCCCCCUGCAGCCCCGGUCACUCCGGCUGCCCCUGCCACGGCUGAUGCUGCAGUCCCCGGGGCUGGGAAGAAGCGGUACCCGACUGCCGAGGAGAUCUUGGUUCUGGGGGGCUACCUCCGCCUCAGCCGCAGCUGCCUUGUCAAGGGGUCCCCUGAAAGACACCAUAAACAGCUCAAGAUCUCCUUCAGCGAGACGGCCCUAGAGACCACGUACCAGUACCCCUCCGAGAGUUCAGUGCUAGAGGAGAUGGGUCCAGAGCCCGAGACCCCCAGUGUUCCCAGCCCCCCAGCGGCCCAGCAGGACGACGAGGAGGAUGAAGAGGAGCUGCUGCUUCUGCAGCGAGAGCUCCAGGGCGGGCUGCGAACCAAGGCGCUGAUAGUGGAUGAGUCCUGCCGGAGGUGACCCUCUUCCCACAUAGGGCUCCACUUUUCUCCUUCCCAGAACUGAAGAUCCUGGAGUUGAGAAGAUCCAGAGCAGAUGGACCCUGAAAAUGAAACUGGCAGGGAAGGGCAAUCAACAUCCCCCAAUUGGCUUUCUUCAUCCUGUUUCUGGGGGCAGAGCCAAUCACCCAACUUCACCCCCAACCCAAUGUCUCUGGUGUGGGUGGGCCAAAUGUGCUGGUGCAUCCUAGGUGAUCUAAGAGUGAACCCCAAGUCUUGGGAAGGAGCACAGAACUCACUGGGAGGGGUGGUGUGGUACAAAUGGAACACACCUCCUCAUACCCCAUUUCACAGACAGGGACACUCCCCACAGCCUUCCUCAGUUCCCUACCACCCCGGGGACUCUCAGGAUUUAGUACUCAUCUCCCUGGGAGGCCUGGCCCUCACUCCCUUUACAGACACUUCCUCCUGUUCCCUAGGUCAUCACCCCUGCGUUUACAGCUCCUGCCUCCUCUCCUGACCACAGCCUAGUUUACAAGCCCCCCAGCCCCAUGCUGCCAAAGUCCCAGGUUUACAAGCCAUGCCCACUUGCCGAGUCCAUGUGGAAUUCCUCUCCCCUGCCUCCUGCAGUCGCCUAACUGGGAGUGGCCUAGAGGUGUGGCUUCCUCCACUUUUACUCAGUAUUACUAUGCCUCAGCUUUCCCUAAGAGGGGAGGCUGGGAAUCUUAACUCCUAAUCCCCAGAUAGUUAUUUAAUUCUGUUCCUGCUAGUGGUUCACAGUUGAUAUUGAAUUGAACUGUAGGGUGGUGGGGUGACUAAGGAGGCACUUCGCCUCUUCCCCAUUGUUCUAUCCUUAUCAAUUGUCUGUGUGUUGUUUUUUGUUUUUUGUUUUUUAACUUUCUGUAAUAAAAUGGAGCUUGCUCCGACUA
Messenger RNA from Choloepus didactylus (southern two-toed sloth), 3422 nucleotides. RefSeq names its product protein phosphatase 1 regulatory subunit 18 (gene PPP1R18). Gene Ontology annotation, molecular function: phosphatase binding. The transcript is spliced from 3 exons. NCBI's taxonomy places the organism in Eukaryota, Metazoa, Chordata, Mammalia, Pilosa, Megalonychidae. The coding region runs from base 689 to 2515 and encodes 608 amino acids. The record is from RefSeq and is a predicted model, not a curated record.